AUGUGGAGGCCCGCCACCCAACAGCUUACUGGUACUAACGACAUCCCUCUUGGGAACCGUCGUCGGUUUGGUCCGGCGCCAGUCGAAGAGCAGCACCCGCCGCAGCUUGCUCAACCAUCGCCUUCAGCUUAUCCACGACCCCGCUUCCAAGAUGAGCGCAAGGAGAGCAACGAAUCCAGCCAUAGCACUCCCACGCCAGUGGACCCGAAUGCCCCGCGCAAGAAACGAUCUCGCUGGGGUGAUGCCGCCAAGAAUGACAUUCCUGGCUUGCCCUCUGCCAUUAGCGCCCAAGGCGUCUCCCAGGCUCAGCUCGACAACUACGCCAUUCACCAUCGCUUGGAGGAGAUCAACCGCCGCCUGCGCCUUAACGACUUUGUUCCGCCCGAGCGUGAGCGGUCGCCUUCCCCUCCGCCCACCUAUGACGCCCACGGUCGCCGUACCAACACUCGCGAGGUUCGCUACCGCAAGAAACUCGAGGACGAGCGCAUGAGGCUCGUCGACCGCGCCAUGAAAAACGACCCCAACUUCCGACCGCCGGUCGAGUACCACCAGCAGAAGCGCUCACAGCGCCCUCAGGACAAGGUCUAUAUUCCUGUCAAGGAGUUCCCGGAGAUCAACUUCUUCGGUCUUCUCGUCGGCCCUCGUGGCAACUCGCUCAAGAAGAUGGAGCGCGAGAGUGGUGCGAAGAUUAGCAUUCGUGGAAAGGGCAGUGUAAAGGAGGGCAAGGCGCGUCCCGACGCGUUUGCGGACGAUGCGGAGGAAGAUCUGCACUGUCUCGUCAUCGCCGACUCGGACGAGAAGGUUCGCGCCUGCGUCAACCUCAUCAACAAGGUCAUCGAGACGGCUGCCUCGACGCCCGAAGGCCAGAACGACCACAAGCGUAAUCAGCUUCGUGAGCUAGCCGCGCUUAACGGUACCCUCCGCGACGACGAGAACCAGGUCUGCCAGAACUGCGGCGGUAUUGGACACCGCAAGUACGACUGCCCCGAACAACGCAACUUCACAGCCAACAUCAUCUGUCGCGUUUGCGGCUCCGCCGGACACAUGGCGCGUGACUGUCAGGUCAAUCGUGGCGGCAACAUGAUGGGCGGCGGUAUGGGCGGUCCUCCCGGUAUGGGCGGCCCGCCUGCCAUCGGUGGCGGUCCUGGCAUGGGCGGCGAAAUGGUCAAAGGUGGCGCGGGUGGUUAUGAUGCGGAGUACGCAAGCCUUAUGGCUGAGCUCGGCGAGAGCGCAAAGCCUGCUGCUGCACCCGGAUACGGUGGCGCCGACCUCGGCGGAAUGGGCAGUGCUGGCAACAUCCCGCCGUGGCGCCGUCCGGAGGUGUGGGCGAGCAACAUGGGCCCUGGCGGUGGUCCUGGUGGUCAGCAGCAGCAGCGUGGUGGUCCCCAAGGUGGCGGGUACGGCGGGCAACAGGGCGGGUAUGCUCCGCAGGGAUACACCGGACAGGGCUGGGGAGGAGGCGGUGCCCAGCAGGGCUACGGUGGCCAGGAUGGUGGGUAUGGAGGCUAUGCGGGCUACUAUCAGGGGCAGUACGCGCAGGCCAGCGCGUAA
Peniophora sp. CBMAI 1063 is the source of this 1551-nucleotide messenger RNA. The record is from the annotation of a GenBank genome assembly. Lineage: Eukaryota; Fungi; Basidiomycota; Agaricomycetes; Russulales; Peniophoraceae.